AGCUUUGCUAAGAAGUAGACUUACGAGACAUUUGCACGUCGAUAUAUCAGGUGUUUUGGAUAGGCGUCCUUAUGACCUUAGCUUUAGUGCUAUAUGGCAACCUCUAAGCUCUUGUUGUAAAAGCCAAAUGCAAACGCUUACUUGUUGCUUGAAAUUUACAACAUGUUGCUGAUGUUCUGUCGUCAGAAGUCGACGGUGACAUCCGCAAACGGAAAGCAGUAUGGCAGAAUACAGUGAGGGCGACGCUGAGCUUGAAGGAGAAGAGUUUGAAGGAGAGGAUGUGGGUCAGUGCGUCCUCCAGCCUGUUCCAGUCGCUCAGGAGCCGCCUCCUGAGAGCGACAGCAAGAAGAAGACGAAAGGGAAGCGUAAGAAGCCACCGCCUCCCAUUCGCAUCAACCUGAGCAACUGCAAGUAUGAAGUAUUGCGCAUCGUGCAGCGCAAGCUGGGCUGGAAGGAGGUUGGCGAUGACGACGACUGGGAGAUCUAUUGGACGGACACCUCGGUCAGCAUCGAGCGGAUCAUGAAGCUGACUCGGAUCCAGAAGAUCAACCACUUCAGCGGCAUGUUGGAGAUCUGCCGCAAACGAGCCAUGGCCCGCAACCUGAUGAAGAUGGCUCGGCAGUUUCCGCAGCACUACGACUUCUUUCCGCGCACCUUCAUACUGCCGGGGGACAAGGAGGAGUUCAUGGCGGACAUCCGGGCUCGCGGCAAGAAGCAAGUCUACAUCCUGAAGCCGGACGCCGGCUGCCAGGGCCGCGGCAUCCGACUGGUGCAGGGCGGCAAGGACGAGGUUGUCGCCCGCGUGCUGAGUGAGAUGGCCACCCCCAACGUGGUGGCUCAGCACUACCUGUCCUCGCCGCUGCUCAUCCACGGCUACAAGUUCGACCUGCGCAUAUACGCGCUGGUGCUGUCGUGCGACCCGCUGCGGGUGUUUCUGUUCCAUGAGGGUCUGGCCAGGAUCUGCACCGAAAAGUACUCGCCCCCCAAGGCCAACAACCUGGAUGUCGCCUUCAUGCACCUGACCAACUACGCGGUGAACAAGAAGAACGAGGCGUUUGUGGCGGCGGUGGCCGCCAACGCGAGCAGCGGCGAGGACGCCAGCAAGUGGUGUCUGGCGCAGCUGCGGCAGUACCUCACAGCGAAGGGCCACAACUACGACAAGGUCUGGUCGGACAUCGGCGACCUGAUCAUCAAGUCGCUGUGCAGCGUGCAACCCAUCCUGCGGAACAACUACCGCUCCGUGCUACCGCCCGACAAUGACGGGUUCAGCUGCUUCGAGAUCCUGGGUUACGACAUCAUGCUGGACGCCCAGCUGCGCCCCUGGCUCAUAGAGGUGAACCACUCGCCCUCCUUCAACAUCGACUCGCCGCUGGACCUGGCCAUCAAGGAGGAGCUCAUCACGCAGACCAUUGAGCUGGUGCGUGUCGACCCAAAGAUCAUCGCCAAGACCAAGAAGGCGGAG
Astrephomene gubernaculifera is the source of this 1462-nucleotide messenger RNA. Lineage: Eukaryota; Viridiplantae; Chlorophyta; Chlorophyceae; Chlamydomonadales; Astrephomenaceae. The record is from the annotation of a GenBank genome assembly.